This is a messenger RNA of Gadus morhua (Atlantic cod), 2644 nucleotides long. It is a transcript of the gene aunip, whose product is annotated as aurora kinase A and ninein interacting protein. Bases 266 to 1642 code for a protein of 458 amino acids. The record is from RefSeq and is a predicted model, not a curated record. NCBI's taxonomy places the organism in Eukaryota, Metazoa, Chordata, Actinopteri, Gadiformes, Gadidae. Gene Ontology annotation, cellular component: spindle pole; centrosome. Gene Ontology annotation, biological process: spindle organization. The transcript has 4 exons.
AACACAUAGGUGUCCGUUCAGUCCCUCACUUAAAACAAAGCAAUAUUAUAUUUUUUUGUAAGUUGAAAAAUGAAAUUUCGAAGUCUUCAGAGAUCGACACUGAUUUGAUAUAAUCAAUAGAGAUUUUCUUUUGUGUUGUGCAUGUUUGCUAGAGUUGGGCACAUUUUUGUGCACUCUCCGUGUUGAAGGAAAGGUUGUGGCGCGAGACUCAAAUGCCGUUCAGAUGAAAACCCAUUUUUGACAAAGAGUCUUUCCAGUCUCCACCAUGAAGAGCUCCAGGCCCGCUCCCCAGGAGCAGUGUGGUGUUUGGUUGGACCCUGUGGAACUGAAAUCAAAAGUGAAAAAAAAGCAGCCAUUCCGGCCCAUUUCUAACCUGCUGAACCCAUUGGCUGGAGGUGAUAGAUACAGUUUGGCCGUGGCGCUAAACUUCACUCAAACCAAAAUCGAAAUGCCAAAUGUCAAACAGAGUUCUAUAUCAUCCUUCUUUACUGCCCAACGCAGAGUUCUCAAGAAGAUGUCUUCAUCUGAAGAUCUACACAUUUAUCAAACUUCUUCCUCUAUAUCCAAUCGGGACUCCAGCAUCUCCACCACGGGAGCUCCGGGGACGAAGAGAAAACAUGAAGUGGUUGACCGGAUACCCGACGUCAAGUCCCAGGCCAAGGCUGCCUGCACUGAUGUGGACAGGACAGGUCCUGGACACCAGUGGAUGGGUCAAAGUGGUCAGAAGACUGAUCCUAAAGACACGGCUCGGCAUGAGUACAACAGCACCCUGCCGUGGGACAAUCAGUGCCGAGAACAGGAAGCAGAAGAGCUGCUUAGCCAACCAAAAAGGAUGAAGCUGCACCCUGAAACCUUUUCAGUCUACACAGUUGGGGUUGACCCUCACAUAGAUGAACUUAGUCAGAAGCCAUUGAGUCAGUUCUGUAGUUCCCAAAACAUCCAGAAACAAAUUAACCGCAUCGAAAACAAAAUACCAGAUUUCCUUCCUCCCGUUUCCCAGCGUGACUUUGCCUUGAGCAACGAGGAGCGGCCCACACCGGGGCGCUGCAGGGACACAGGGGCGGAUAUCCCUGAAAGCUUGACUCAAAGUGAAAGUGGCUUUGGGGAUGUUCUGGGGUCAGCAGGUCGAACAUCCACUCAAAAGCCUUUCGAGCACACAAACGCGUCUCAGAUCAAUGAGGAGAAUGACCAAUACCGUUUGACAUGUUCACAAACUCAAUAUGAACCCCAGGUCCCAGCAACACCUAAACCUCUUGAUACAUGUACAGAGCCAAAAUCAAACCCUUUGAAGCAUCGUGAAACAGAUCAGGUCCGGGCAACGGCGGAAGAACAUGACAUUUUUCCAGAGCGUGCUUCCCUGAAACCAAAGGACUCUCUCGGUAACAAGUACCGGGUCCCAGACCCCCUGCCCAAUAACCUCCAUGGGAACACUAUAGAUCUGCUGUUCACUCAGGACUCUGAAGGCCUCCGGGUCAUAGCCCACCGUGGUCCAAGGGCCCCCAGGAACCCCCUUAAGGAUCACACCAACCUGGGCCUCACAUGGGAGCAGGGGACUGGAGCUCAGAAAUAUGAGGUGUAUGAGGAGGAGGAAGAGAUGCUCUUCACUCAAGAUUCUCAGGGAAAUAUGGUCAUCAAACAUUAGGUGCUCAAUAUCAGAUUUUCACUUACGACAAACGUCACUUUUAUGGUAUUCCAUGGUCAUAAAGAGUUUUGUGUAUUUUCUGUUUAGUCUUCUUCGAGUCGUACUUGAUACGAUGAUCAUGAAAAGCUAAUGUGUCAACAUUUGCAAAGCUAACUGAAUUUGUUUAGGCUCAGAGUGAUUUAUUGUUGUCAAAAUAACCCCCUCUUGUUUGACUACUGAUGUGUUUUAUCUUGCUGAAGGAGCUUUUUGUCCAGUACCUGGGUGUGUUCUCAUUCAACAAUGGAUCUGACAAAGGGUCAAAGUCGCUCUCAUAGUGAUAUGUUGCUUAAUUAUCAUCCCCUUAUUUUGUAUCCACAUAUAUAUGAUUAAAAAUCUGCCUGAAUCAUUGUGUUAUUACAAGCACCAAUGUAUGAGAUCAUUCUUGUCUUGUCUGCAAUCCUCUUCUCAGUAGUUUUUUUUAAUUCCUCUUUGUUCUGCCUCAACUCUUAUAGUAUGAAGUCUGUAGGGUAAGGUUACACUUAUCUUACCCCAUGUUGCAAUUUUUUAUCAUAAAAUAUCAGGCUGUGACGAAGGUGAAUUCAAAUUUAUUUGAAAAAAGAUUACAAUUACAUGAUUAUUGAUGCUUAAUUAAUAGUUGUAUAAAGCACUGAAUGGUUGCAUGGCCCAAGUGCAACUGCACUGAUUUUACCAGACAAACUUACAUAAACCAUCCAAACAUUCAUAGGUCGACAUGUGAAGGCCAUAGGCAGGCGGACUCGACUGCACUGAUGUUACCAGACGAACCAACAGACCAUCCCAACAUUCAUUGGUCAACAUGUGAAGCCACAGACAGACCCACUGGUUACGUAGACUCAUAAUUCUCACAGAAAUAUGUGAUACCGGUGUUGAGAAAUAUGGCUUACGCUACUUCUGUACUGUUCUUUCUACAUAUUUUUCUCCUUCAUUUGAGUCAAAUCAUUAGCAUCCAAUGAUAAUAUAACGUUUCAUCAUAUCUUUAAAAAA